UAGUAGAUGAUUAGAGAUAUCGAAGAAAAUCUACAAAUUAUGGAAACUGAUGAUUGCGAAAAUGAUCUUGAAUAUAAAAUCAAAUAAAAUGCUAAAAUGUGCUUGGGUAUAUCCUUAAAAGAAGUCACUCCAUAAUUAAGAAAUUAUUAAAAUUAAAUGUUGAGGUAAAUAUAACUAGAAAGACCAUCACAAAACUUAAAAGUCGAUUUUUAAUAGGAAUAUAUUGAAACUUUAAUUUUAGAUAGAAAUGAUAGAAUCAAAUAAUUAGGAGAAAAAUUGAAAAAAAUGAAUGAGUUAUUUAAGGAAAUGAAUAGACUAGUAAUAGAACAAGGAACUUUAUUAGAUCGAAUUGAUUUCAAUAUAGAUUAAACAUUUACAAGAAUUAAAAAAGGAAAAGAUUAGUUAGUUUAAGCAAAUACAAAAUAGUAAACUAGCGACAGGGCCUAAAAAUGUAUUUGCAUUUUAGUUGGAUUAAAUAUUUUUAUAGCUUUUCUAUUUGUAAUUAAACAUACAUUAUUAUGA
Messenger RNA from Paramecium octaurelia, 522 nucleotides. The record is from the annotation of a GenBank genome assembly. Lineage: Eukaryota; Ciliophora; Oligohymenophorea; Peniculida; Parameciidae.